GCCACCAUCGCUUUUCUCUGCAACAGUAAGCGGGGCUGAACAUGGCCAGUGACAUCACCGAAACUGCUCAUUCAUCCGACACCCAAAGGUGACCUUUUGGUUGAUUUUUCGCCUUUUCUCUCUACCGAACCCCAAGUCGUCCACUUGUCACAGCCUCCCAGGAUCAAGGGAUGAGGGUUGGGGAUGGACCGGUUGCCGUGGAUACGGGCUCCAAUCCCAUCGUUGAGCUGAUGAGCAGAAAACAAACUGUGAAGACGGAAAAACUUCUUUAGGUGGAGCAUCUGAACGUGUUUUUAAUGUUUUUGGUGGAGUUUUGUGUAUCUUUUUUGGCGUUACGGUUGAAUAAGAGACAUGUCUGGGACCAAACCACCCCGUCACGAGUUUCCGGACUCUGACCCAGAAGACACAUCAGAGGAGCUGACCGGGGUCGUGUGUCUGGAGUCAGACCUGCAGGAUGGACAGUAAGGAGGAGAGAGGGGGAUGAUGGAGGUUGAAGUGGGACAUCACACUGUGCUGCUGACACGCAGUGAGGGCAGAUACAGUGCCAUUGGUAACCAGUGUACACAUUACGGGGCUCCACUCAGCAAAGGGGUUAUUACAGGCCACACAGUGCGCUGCCCGUGGCAUGGUGCCUGCUUUAACGCCCAUACAGGCGAUUUGGAGGAAUACCCUGGCAUGGACAGUUUACCUUGUCACAAGGUCAAAAUUCAAAACAGCAAAGUAUAUGUGUCUGUAAACAAAAAGGCUCUCAGGCAGGAAAAAAGAAUAAAGAGUAUGGGAGGCGCAGUGCCAGGAGUUACUCACACUAUUCUGCUGCUGGGUGGAGGAGCUGCGUCACUGAUCUGCGCAGAGGUUCUGCGGCAGGAAAACUUCGGCGGCAGAAUCAUCAUGGCCUCCAAAGACGAACUUUUACCUUACGACAAAACCCGACUCAGCAAGGUAAUGAAUGUGGAGAAUGAUAGCAUUCUGCUGAGGAGGAUGGAGUUUUUCCAUCAGUACGACAUUGAGGUGUGGCUCAGGAAGGAAGUGCUGUCAGUGGACACAGACAAGAAGACGGUCACAUUUGAUGAUGGUUCAGUCCAGAGCUACGAUCAGCUUCUCCUCUCAACGGGCUGCAGAGCGAAGGGUUUGGAUGUGCCCGGCAUGAAGCUGGACAAUGUGAAGAUGUUGGAGACACCCGAGGACGCCCGGCAAAUCCACGCAGCCUGUGCGGGCUGCAACGUCGUCCUCGUUGGAACCUCUUUUGUUGGCAUGGAAAUUGCGUCUUAUCUGAUAGGAAAAGCCUCCAGUAUCACAGUGAUCGGCAGCAGUGAGAUGCCUUACCAGAACACACUGGGUCCUGAAAUCGGUAAAGCCACAAUGACGAUGCUGUCGGAGAAAAAUGUGAAAUUCUACAUGAACGAUAAUGUGACGGAGGUCAGGGGUGUGGAUGGCAAGGUGAAGGAGGUUGUGCUUAAAAGUGAAAAAGCGAUCCCAGCAGAUGUUUUGAUUGUUGGUAUCGGUGUCAAACCUAACUCAGAGUUUCUACGGGGCAGCAAAAUACAACUGGACUCAAAAAACUUUGUAAUAGUCGACAAGUACAUGCACACCAACGUCCCUGGUGUUUUCUGUGCAGGCGACCUGGCCACCUUCCCCCUGGCGAUGGCCAAAAAUCGGCUGGUCAACAUCGGACACUGGCAGAUGGCACAAGCACACGGGAGGAUAGCAGCUCUGAACAUGCUGGAUAAACAAACUGAACUCAACUCAGUUCCCUUCUACUGGACCGUCCAACUGGGUAAAACCAUCCGAUACGCAGGCUAUGGGGAAGGAUACACCGAGAUCGUAAUGAAAGGAAAGCUUGAGGACAAGAAGUUUUUGGCACUGUACAUCAAGGAUGACGAGGUCAUAGCGGCAGCCAGCCUAAACUACGACCCAGCAGUGUCUGCAGUAGCUCAGAGGCUCCUAGCAGGAAAAGCCAUCACAAAGAAAGAGGCUGAAUCAGAUGACCUGAGCUGGCUGCAGUUGUCCUGAUCUACACUUUCGUCCGCUCAACACAUCAUCUCAUCAUCUGUACGAUGCAGACAUGCAGCCAGAGUUUCAGUCGUCCGUCUCUACUUCGUCACCACUGAUAUCAU
Messenger RNA from Scatophagus argus, 2114 nucleotides. RefSeq names its product apoptosis inducing factor mitochondria associated 5 (gene aifm5). Gene Ontology annotation, cellular component: cytoplasm. The coding region runs from base 481 to 2010 and encodes 509 amino acids. The record is from RefSeq and is a predicted model, not a curated record. The transcript has 19 exons. Gene Ontology annotation, molecular function: flavin adenine dinucleotide binding; oxidoreductase activity, acting on NAD(P)H; 2 iron, 2 sulfur cluster binding. Lineage: Eukaryota; Metazoa; Chordata; Actinopteri; Scatophagidae.